Messenger RNA from Lagopus muta (rock ptarmigan), 5802 nucleotides. It is a transcript of the gene ARHGAP17, whose product is annotated as Rho GTPase activating protein 17. Lineage: Eukaryota; Metazoa; Chordata; Aves; Galliformes; Phasianidae. The transcript is spliced from 20 exons. Bases 127 to 2664 code for a protein of 845 amino acids. Gene Ontology annotation, molecular function: protein binding; GTPase activator activity. Gene Ontology annotation, biological process: positive regulation of GTPase activity; signal transduction; regulation of actin cytoskeleton organization. Gene Ontology annotation, cellular component: cytosol; intracellular anatomical structure; cytoplasm. The record is from RefSeq and is a predicted model, not a curated record.
CGGGCGGGGUCGGAAGUGGCGUCGCAUUCCGGUAGGCGGGGCUGAGCGGCGGGGCCGCGAGCAGGGAGGAGGCAGAGCAGCGCAGGCAGCGGGAGCCCGGCGGGAGGCCGGGGUGCGGCCGCCGCCAUGAAGAAGCAAUUCAACCGCAUGAAGCAGCUGGCCAACCAGACCGUCGGCAGGGCUGAGAAAACAGAGGUGCUUAGUGAAGACCUGCUGCAGAUCGAGAGACGUCUUGACACUGUGAGAUCUGUUUUCCACAUCGCACAGAAGCGGUUAAUUGCGUGUUCUCAGGGCCAGUAUGGUACAGACCCUGAUAAGAGACAUAAAAAGCUUCCUCUAACAGCUCUUGCUCAAAAUAUGCAAGAGGGAUCUGCCCAGCUAAGUGAUGAAACGCUGUUGGGGAAAAUGCUUGAUACGUGUGGUGAUGCAGAGAAUAAAUUGGCAUUGGAGCUCUCCCAUCAUGAAGUACAGAUUGAAAAGGACAUUCUAGAACCACUGAGCACGCUAACUGAGGUAGAGAUUCCCAACAUUCAGAAGCAGAGGAAACAGCUUGCGAAACUGGUUUUGGACUGGGAUUCUGCUAGGGGAAGGUAUAACCAAGCCCACAAGACUUCAGGAACAAAUUUUCAAAUGCAUCCUUCAAAAAUAGAUUCCCUUAAGGAAGAAAUGGAUGAAGCUGGAAAUAAAGUAGAGCAAUGCAAGGAUCAACUAGCAGCAGAUAUGUAUAACUUUGUGUCCAAAGAAGGAGAAUAUGCUAAGUUUUUUGUUAUGUUAUUAGAAGCACAAGCAGAUUACCAUAGAAAAGCAUUAACAGUCAUAGAAAAGGUCCUACCCGAAAUUCAAGCCCAUCAAGACAAAUGGACUGAAAAACCAGCCUUUGGAACACCAUUGGAAGAGCAUCUCAAGCGCAGUGGUCGUGAAAUUGCAAUCCCUAUUGAAGCCUGUGUAAUGAUGCUUCUGGAGACAGGGAUGAAGGAGGAGGGCUUAUUCAGAAUUGCUGCUGGAGCCUCCAAGUUAAAAAAGCUCAAAGCUGCCUUAGACUGUUCAACUUCACAACUCGAUGAAUUUUAUUCUGAUCCCCAUGCUGUUGCAGGUGCCUUGAAGUCCUACUUGCGAGAAUUGCCAGAGCCUUUAAUGACCUACAGUCUUUAUGAAGAGUGGACACAAGCUGCAAAUAUUCAGGACCAGGAUAAGAAGCUACAAGAGUUAUGGAGGAUUUGUAACAAAUUACCUAAGCAUUUUCAUGCUAAUUUCAGGUAUUUAAUCAAAUUUUUAGCAAAGCUUGCACAGAACAGUGAUGUCAACAAAAUGACACCCAGCAAUGUCGCAAUAGUCCUGGGCCCCAACUUGUUAUGGGCAAAAACUGAAGGAUCCCUUGCUGAAAUGGCGGCAGCAACUUCAGUCCACGUGGUAGCAAUUAUUGAGCCAAUUAUUCAGCAUGCAGACUGGUUCUUCCCUGGAGAUCAAGACUUCAAUGUGUCUGGGGCAUUUGUUGCAGUUCCUGCUGUUAAUUCAAAUCAUUUGUCACACACUGGGAAUGAAUAUGAUUCUGGGACACUGGAACGGAAGAGGCCUGUUAGUAUGGCAGUAAUGGAGGGGGAUUUAUUGAAGAAGGAAAGCUUUGGUGUCAAGGUUAUGGACUUCCAAGCAAACCCUCGGAGAUGUGGCACUAUAAAUAGAAAGCACACAUCCCCAGCUUUCCAGCCACCACUUCCACCCACAGAGGCUGGCAUGUUGGCUCAUUCUGGAGCAGAGCAGCACUCACAAGCUGCUGUGGCUGAAACAAGCCCAGUGGGUGCUGGUUUUGCCCUAUCUGCUGGCACAGCAGAACAGUUACAAAGCCAAGGAAAUGAGGAUGUCAGUACCUCAAAACCUAAGGACAACGCAUCUUCAUCUACUCCUCCACCCGUGAGAAACGGUGGGCAAGUAAAUGCUGCCCCAAACCAGUCAGCAAGUAGCAGUAAUCAGCUUUCUGUUAAUCAGCCACAGAAUGCAGCAGGUCCCAGUCCCCAUUCAGUGAGGAGAGCUGUUAAAAAGCCUGCGCCAGCACCUCCCAAGCCAGCUAACCCCCCUCCAGGGCAGCCAGGAAGCCAAAGCUCUGCUCCAGCUGCUCAGCCACCUUCAAUCUCUCCAAAGCCACUUGCCAGAAGCUCUUCUCCUCCUGCCCAACAUGCAAACCAGGGAGCAGCCCUGACCUCCAGUUCCCAGGUUUCUGCACCUCGGCGAUACUCCAGCAGCCUGUCCCCAAUCCAAGCUCCCAGCCACCCACCACCACAGCCCCCAACGCAGGCUACUCCUCCACUGCAGCCCAAAGCAAACAAUCAAGCAUCUCCUGCUGCACCCAGCAGUGAACAUGGACCAGAGCAGCCCUGUUACACUCCUCCGCAGACUCCAACACCACCUGAUACACCCCCUCUAGGCAAGCACAGUACUAGUUCCCCGCUGUCACAGCCGCAGUCAUCUGCUCAAGACACUUCACAGUCUCACUCUCCACCUCACAGUGGCACGCUGCCAAGGCCGCGGCCUGUGCCCAAGCCCAGAAACAGACCCAGUGUUCCCCCUCCUCCUCAUCCUCCUUCUCAGCUGGCUGGAGACGGUAUUAUUGCAAAUCCCACGCAAACAGCUUCCAAAAUAGUAACAGGUGGGGAUGGUUACUGCGAAUAAGGUUUGUACUUACUGGAAACAUGCAAUAUAAGCUAAAAUGCUCCUGCACAGCAGUAUUUUAUUUGUAGCUUUAUUUUGUAUAUGCGCUUUGGAAUACGUGCUCUGUCAACUCUGUAUGUUCUCAUGUCAUUCUGUUUGUAAGACAUAUUAGGACCUGUGCUUAAUUUCGAUAGUGCUGUGAAUAUUAAUUCAUACUUUAGAACAAAUGGUAAAAAUAACUGUAGUGAAUAACACUUCCCACAAUCACCUGGUGUGAAGCAAUGACCAAUUUAAAAUAGAUUUCUUCUCAUCAAUGCAGGCAAAUGUUGCAGCUUAUAGUUUUUCCUCCAGUUCAGCCUUUUCUGGUUGCACUUCAGUGUAGCUUUCAUUCUAGGUUUUCAGUUGUUUUUACUUGCACCUUAUUUGGCAAAAUACUCAGUUGUGUCACUAAACUCCUUUGCAGAUGCAGCAUCUGCAUUCUGGCGUAUUUGCAUUCUGUCAGCCCCAGCCUUGCUAAUAGUCUGUUCAAUCACAGCUGCCAAACAGCACAUUAAUAAUCUCACUUGAUACAUAGCAGCUCAGAAAUAUGCUACCUUUCUAAGGUAACAACUGCAUGACAGGCUGGAAAAGUUGAGGUUGCAUUCCAGAAUUAUCUCAAGAUCAGGAGUAUAGUUUUGUGUACAAGGAACUAGCAAUAAAUGAGCAGCUAAGCAACUAAAAGGUAGCUUUGUGUUUUAAAAUAAGAUAUCUCCUGAUUGUACUCCUGCUCUUUUUAUCAACAUCUUUAAAAUACAAAGGCAAUUCACUUCAAAACUGAAUUCGGCCUUAAGUCUGUAGGCUCUGCAUCUUUACAGCACUUGUACAGAAGUUGAGAAUGGGAACAAUGCUGAUGAGUCAAACUCCAAGUAAAGACAAUUUUCCUGAUUCUGGGGAAGUUGCUUUAGUGCAAGCAGUUAAGCAGAAUUUGUUUUACUUCAGUGUAACUGGAGAAAUGCUUGCCUUGUAAGUAAUAACCAGCUGGAGUGCAGGGGGCUGCUUCAUUAGUGGGGGAGUUUAAGUUACACGGAGCAUCUGCCAUGCGAUAGUGGUUGUGUGAAUUACCACAGCUGUCAUGUUGUUUGGAUACAAUUGAAGAAACUACCAAACAAAAACACUAUCAUUAAGAUCUGUUUAUCAACCUGAAAACGUUAGAAAAGAAUUAAUAGAUAUCAGUCUUGCCAAGUGCAAACCUUAGCAGGUCGGCUGGGUAAAUGGUGUAUGGUAAACAACAGCAGGCAAGCUACCACACAGAAAAGUCUGUCAAGGAAAGCUGAUGAUGAAGGAUUCUUUAGCAGAGCUGGUAAAGGAAUCUAGAGAACCUAGUGUGUUUUGAAAACAAACCGAGAAGUGGGAGCACUUAAAGUGACAGCUGGGCUUGUCUAACGCAGUACGCUCAGUGCAGGAUCAUCCAGCUUUUCCAGAUCAGUCCUUUUUAUUUUGCUUUAGAGAAUAUUUGUUCUGAAUUAACACCACUGCAUAUUACAUAAGAGUAUCUGCUCUAACAUUUACACACGCACAUGUAGUACUUAUAUUUAAGCACUGGCUGGUACUGUAAACUAGCUUAUCUGAUUCACAGUGUGAAAUAACUACUUUAACUUUAAAUAAUGGAGCAAGGGAAACCAGGAACAAUAGAAAUGAAAAUUGAGGUGCCAGCAGACUUUAUAAUAUCAGCAUGAGAAUUCUGAAUUGUUUUCAGGAUAAUAUUGAAUUUCUUUGUCCAUAUUCUGGACAGUAAUGCCUCAAAUUCUAUUUGCAGUAUUAAAGUUAUAAGCCCUAGAAAAGAAUAUUCUAAUCAAAAAUUUUAUUAAAUAAUCUAGAUGUUUGACCUGCUUUCAGUAUGAACUGUAUUGGAAAGUUCAAUGGUAAGGAAAAGGCAUAUGAUUGGCCAAAAAUGUCUCUAAUUUGUAAUCAUGUGUGUGCUAAUGCCCACUACUAACCUGUCACAAAUAACACUGCUUGCUUGCAUUAUCAUUAGUGUGGCAUGCAAAAAGCAUGGCUGUUUAUGCUUGCUUUUACAUUAACGUACUAAAAGCAUUGAAGACUAGAAUGUGUAAAAUUCCUGUUUUGACUGGCCAGUUUCACAUUUUACUUCUUCAGCUUACUGAAAAUCACAGUUUGAAAUCCGUGUAUCUUAUAUAGAGGUUCAUUUUGUGUCCAGCUUAGCUGUGUUGUUAAUCACAAAUACUCCCUUCCUGUGUCAUCUCACACUGUUACCUCUUUUUUGAGAAGAUCUCAUCCCUCGAUAUGCAGUAGCAGCAGAAUUGCAUCUUUUGAAUCAUAUUGUGAAUGAAAACUUGGCAGUAGUGACAGAUAGUGGGGAGAAUGUAGUGUCUCUGCUGCUUGAGAUCAGUGCCACCUUCUCCAUGGUUGGGCAUAGCAUGGGGGGAAUUGAGCAAGAGAAUAUGUAGGAAUUUGGGACACGGCUACAGUUUUUUGUAUGUAAUGGUGCUUCUGAUGACAGUAGUAAAAUGUAAAAAAGUAAACUAAAACAUCUGACCUUUAAACAAUUUUAAUUUUAACUCAACUGGUGUAAAAGUACUUAAAUUUUCAUGUUAAACACGUGGAUGGUGAGAUGAAUUGAACAGGGGCUUGGUUUGAAAGUAGCACAGACAUUAUUUUCUUCGUUGCUCUAAGGUCUGCUGAGCAGUAACUUUGCACUGGUUUUCAGAGUGGGGAGAGUGUCAUGUUGUGCACUACAGGCAGUUGGUGUCAGGCAACAACGUGUUGGAGUUGCAGCUGUCAUGUUAGCAGUGCCACCACAAAGCUUCUUCAUGUGAGAGUGCCUGCCCGUGAGCCUGGGAAAGGAGCAGGAGGCGCUGCCUUGGGCAUCACUUCUGUAUCUGCUUGGGCCUCUUCCGUGCUGUUUAGCUCAGAAGUUUUUAACUUGAACGCUUGCAGUGUAACUUCUGGGCUAAAUUUAAGACUUAAUGAUAGGAUUCAAAGUCUUCAAAAGAUUCCUGUCUUUGCCACCUGACUUUAAAAGCAAGGUUCUUAGCUAGAUUUAUCGAUCUAAACAAUUUUCUGUUUGGAUUGUUGCAGUAAGUAGUGCCAUGGCUUACUAUUCUACGAAGCUGACUUACAAUGACAACAUAUUCAUUCACAUCUUUUAAACUGUUCUGG